CACAACAGUGAGAUGGGCGGGCCCGCAGCCAUGAGCACGGGCGGCAUGGGGCCAGUCCUACCAAGGCUGGGGCCCUCCUGCCCAGCCCAGGGCUACCCGCCCCUCUGGCUGCCCAGUACGGCCGCUGGGGAGUUGGCCAGCAAAUCCAGCAAUGGACAUUCCCAGCUACGGCUGGGCUGGAUCCCAGCAGUACGGCCACUGGGGAGCUGGGCAGCAAAUCCAGCAAUGGACAUUCCCAGCUACGGCUGGGCUGGAUCCCAGCAGUACGGCAGUUUUGGUACGAAGCAUUUGACGGUCACCAUCCCUGCCUUCACCAUACAGAAGUUAUGGCGGCCACCAUCGCUGCCUUCACCAUACAGAAGUUAUGGCGGCCACCAUCGCUGCCUUCACCAUCCAGAAGUUAUGGACCACCAGCGCUGCCCUCACCAUCCAGAAGUUAUGGCGGCCACAAAUUGUUCUUCAAAAAUGCUCCACAAAAUGUGGAACAUUCCACAGAAAAAAAUGUCCCACAAAAUGAACAACAGCCGCUGUUGUUCAUAGAAAUUGUGGUCGUCCAACGCUUUUGUUGUGCAUCAAUUUCAUCAAAGAUUAAAUGAUUAAUAUUGAGGUAUUUUUAAGAUAUCCUCGAGUAUUUUGUUGUAGGGUAGAAUUAAAUAUUUCUGUAUUGUGUAAUAGCCUGUCUCACGCUAGCCUUACAUCAAAUGCUGAGUUGGAAAUUUAUCUUUAUUUCUAAAUUUCUUUCUUUAAUAAAAUUCGGUUUUGCCAUCAUGUUUAGUUAGCGGAGUUGCCGCUACCUGACGAGGUGUCUUCGGUCAGCGGCGGUUGAUCAGAGAGCUAAUAUAUAAAUAAAUUUAUAUAUUAUAAAUAUAUAAAUAUUUAUAUAUUAUCUAAUAUAAUAAAUUUAUAUAAUAUAUGAAGAGAGUUACACGCAGGCGGAGCUGUGAAGCUGUUACGCUGCUCUUGCCACGAGAUGUUUUGUGUUGCACGUGUAAGCUUAACUCUAAUAACUAGCUUAACUAGUUUAUUUUUAGAGCUUGUUUUUAGAGAGUUGAAAUUUUCUAAGCAUAUUUAAAGUCAAGUUAAUAAAGC
Hyalella azteca is the source of this 1089-nucleotide messenger RNA. RefSeq lists its product as uncharacterized. The transcript is spliced from 2 exons. The coding region runs from base 13 to 540 and encodes 175 amino acids. Lineage: Eukaryota; Metazoa; Arthropoda; Malacostraca; Amphipoda; Hyalellidae. The record is from RefSeq and is a predicted model, not a curated record.